GAUGAGAAUUGCUGCUCUUGUCCCAUACAGUCGGGGCAAGAGCGUAAAAUCCAUUACUGUAGUUAGUUUUGCUAAGAAAUCAAAACGAGGCAAGAGCAAUCAUCUUUAUAUUAUGGAUAAUUGGUUAGACACGAAAAAUAAAUGUUAUCCUGGUCAGAAGUUGAGUGAUGAUCUUAGAAAGGGACUGAUACCUUUUUGA
This is a messenger RNA of Acanthoscelides obtectus, 199 nucleotides long. Lineage: Eukaryota; Metazoa; Arthropoda; Insecta; Coleoptera; Chrysomelidae. The record is from the annotation of a GenBank genome assembly.